Molecule: messenger RNA, 4919 nt
Organism: Amoebophrya sp. A120
Lineage: Eukaryota; Dinophyceae; Syndiniales; Amoebophryaceae
Source: the annotation of a GenBank genome assembly
UCUUAAUCUAUUUUAACGAUACGCAUUGUUAUUUCUUUGACUGAAAAGAAAUGCUAGGCGGUGCUGGUCGCUGUUUGCCCAGGGUGCUGAUGCUCUGCGUAUGGGCCGAUAGCAUUUUUAGCAGAGGCUGGGUUAAUUUUCGCAACGCAUGCAUUCCUCCGCUGUUGGGGAAGUAAUGCCUUCCUGUUUGUAGCAGGUUUCGGCAUGGAUCUUGUCGACAAGACGCGGAGCAGCUGGGGUACCGUGCUGCAAAGGAGGAUGCAACGGACGUCUUUUCUUACUGCACUCGGCGGUAGUACGUUCUCUCAUGUUGGCGAGCAAAAGACGCACAUCAUCGCUGCACACCGGGGGGACAUCUCCGGAGCGAUAGACGGUCUGCGCAGUACUUCUAGCAGCCCGACUUCUUGUUCUGGCGGCGACUGCAAAGCAGCCGAAGGUAGUAGCACGGCACCGACGUUUUUGGCGGUGACUCCCGGCUCACCGAGUAGGCGUGGUGAUACGUCUCCAGGUGUAGAAGUGGGUCUGUCAGCGGCGCAUCCACCCAGGAGAAAAGGCGCUUGUCUCGGGCCGCCACGUUUGCCUGUAGAUAACAAAAACCUGAAACAGUUCUUCAAGUCGCUUCCGGGCGCUAUCUUGAGUGCUGUUCCAGAGGAGGAAGCGACCACGCCCACUCUACAACCGGAUCUGCAAGGAGGCAAAAGCGCAGUUCGGAGCCCCGAAUCUUCCGAGAGUGACGAUACUAACAGAUGGGAACAAAAGAGGAAUCCUCUGCUUGAGCUGCGCUCCAAAAGUGAGGUGCCAACCGGUUGCAAAGUAGAUCAACAUCUCGGAAGCCAUCAAACGAACCCGCCACACAAAAGUUUUCUUUUGCGCAUCGGCGAAAGCGGUACAGCUGCAGGCGGCCGAGGUGCAAUAACGACGUUGGGCGAUCUUGGAUACUCUGACUUGCAGUCGGAAGCGAUUAAGUGGCCAUUCCGAGGACACCGAAGCAAAUCCGGCGCAAAUGGACGAAGUGGACAGAGCGGAGAAGACAGCAAUAGAACCAUGACCGCAGAUUAUACUGCAACACCGUCUUCUACCAAUCCGAAAAGCACCAGUGUCGCUAAAUCCCUCGGCGAAGGGGCAGAGUCAGGAUCCGACUUCAAGGAAGGUGGACCUUGUUCCAGUGACGAUGUGUCCCAGUUGGACGACCACAAGGGGUUCAAGAAGCAGAGUUCGGGGUGGUUCCGGAUCGGAUUGCGUCAAGCGCAGGAGCCCGGUAGAAGUACGGGUGGAACUUCAUUCCGUCGCCCCCCAGUGGGCGGAACGAGCAGCAGAUUUGGAGUUGUGUCCCGGAUUUGCCGCGGAGCGCCGGCGUUCGCACGCAUUUAUGUGCACUUGCCGCCGGUCCUGGGGGGAGGACGAGGAGGCGCUUUGGCGACGAACCGGGCGGCCUCAGCUUCGUCUACUUCUUCUGGUGUUAAAGCGCGAGUAGUGUCGUCAGAAGAGGACAAGAACUACUCGUGUCGGCUGUUGGCGGACAAAGAUUGCUCUUGCUGUGCGCAAAACCACGAGCCGGCAACAGCUUGCGUUGGAUAUAAUUAUAAUCCAGCUAGUUGUCGUGCUCCAAUAAAUCACUUUGACGUCGGGAACUGCCGUAGUACCUCCGAGGUCGGAGAGGAGGAAGAGUACAGACUUGCAAGACCCCACGAGGAUAGUUUGAAUGGCGGGUCCAACGGUAGUAUCGUGGGGCGACCGUCGGAUCAUGACAAGAUGGUGGUUCAUCUGGUGGCAGAGGUGUGUCACCGCAUGCUCACUGACCUAGCGGACGAAAAAAUGCUGUCCUCGUCGUGCUGCGCGGAGAUCUCGGUGUCAGACGCCGCCGCCACACUGUUGCGGGACCUCCUGGUGGGUGCCAGUGAGGACGCAGUUAUGUUUUUGCGACGUGCGGACAACUACCGUGUGUGGCGUGCACGUGAGGUCGGAUCUGACAAGGACGUCUCGCCUGCGACGGAGCGUCUGCUGCUAGACAUGCUGCGGAAGCGGUUACAGAACGAGGAGAAGAAGCUGCGGCAGAAGGGGGCAAAAACGCAGAAUCCGGCGCCGGCCCCCCAAGAACUACGAGCGAACCAACAUGUUUAUCAAGCGUGGGCGACCGAGGCGCAGGUCGAGGAGCUGCUGCAGGCCGCGCAGGACCGGAAGCGCCAGCGCCAACUCGAGUCGACGUACAAGGAGGUACAACGGAUCACCCGUGUCUUGGAGCGGACGCUCGCUUGCCAGUACGCCGCUGAGACCACAGAACCGCUCAGACCACAGGACCUGCAGAGGCAUAGCGCAGAGAUGAAGCAAGGCCAUGGCCUCGUACAAAUGCUGAAAGUGCAAGUUGUACACCCUGGUGUCCGGGAAGUACAAAAAGUACAUGCGGACAGCACAUCAGCAAUAUCUUCAAUCCGAAGCAUGUCGCACCAGCACCAGGACGAGUCGAAGGCGGCACCUCUGCGCCGUAUUGACGCUCCAGUGCCAGUUUGCCUCCAGGAUUUGACAAGUGACGAGAUAACUGACCAAGCACUCGAGGCCGGUGUUUUUGUCGCAUUGGACGGCCGCGUGGUAGACAUCAAAACCGCCGAGGGCGACGAGUGUAGUGUUCCGGUGGCUGUCGGCGGUGUUGGGAACGGUGAGUCAGUACAUCAAGAACUACUACACGAAGGAGCUAAGAGCUGUGACGCAGCGAAAGAGGAGAGAGCUGAAAUCUUCGAGCUCGACAAGAACAAAAACGACGGGGCCGCCGAGCUCUACCAGCAUCCGACCGAGGAGGAACUGCGGGACGAUUGGCUCCCAAACAAGGAUGAAUAUGCUGACGAGGAAGUGCGAAUGAACGCAAACGAGGACUUCUGCCUGGAACAGAUUCUGAGCGCGGGAAGCAACGACCUGGGCGGGGACGACUUGUCGAAAGACUCUGUGUCGCAAAAACUUUUUCAAGAACUACAAACGGAUAAACUAGACGACGUCUCGACGGCCGACCUGCUUUCGAAUCCCGCAAGCGAAACCGCGAUGGAGGAGCCGCUCCCGGAGGAAACCACGCCCUGCCCCGCGUACGACCCGCAGGCGCCGCCCCACCCCUUGUGCCAAGCGAAACCGGACGAAGACUUGCUCGAGUGCCUGCAGGGAGAAUGGGAGUGCUGCUCCGAAGCGGUGCCGCGGGACCUUGAGCAUUUCGCGGAGCGUGCGGCGGCGGGGGCGGGGGUGGGCGUCGGCAUGAAUGCGAACAAGAACAAAUCCGCAAACAGCAAGACUACCCCCUGCGACAAAGCGGAAGCAAGUUCAAGUAGUGCUUGUUCCAGGUCUGGCAGGAAUAAAAAGAUGGUUCCCGCUUGCGAAGUCACGUACUUGAAGGCGUUCACUGUGGUUGGUAAAAAAGUGACCGAGCGCCGGCUACGGGAGGUGGUGUCUUCACGCGAGACGGUGCACACGCGCGAACUGCGACUGGAGCCGGCCCGGCAUUGGCUGGGGUUUGCAAUGGAAGGUCGGCCACUGGUAAUUUACAAGUUUCCGAAUAUUUUCGGCGGUGCGGUCUUCGUACGGCGAAUCGGACGGACGACGUCGAUUUGCUACCGGCGCAAGCAGGAUGCAGCGUUAUUUUCGGCGGCAGGCCGGGGUCCAGCUCCGGCCUCGUGCAAGAACGACGCGGCAGCCAGUUUAAAAGAGCCGUGCCUCCGCCCGGAUGCAACGCGGGAUAAUACUACGGCAGCUUGCACAGAAGUUAAUACAGCUAGCCCAGAUUGUUCGUUACAGCGACAGGUAAACAAAAAUGAAGUCGAAAAGCCGGUAGCAACUACAUCACCGGUCGAAGAUAAGGUGAAGGAUGCAGCCUUCCCAGAAGGUGUUCUUCCACUGGCAAAGGGAGAGCACUGCACAUACCAGGGGGCGCCGCAGUUGCCGUCGCCCUUUCCCGUGGGCUUGUCCUGAGGGUAAGGAGCCCUAAUACCGUGAGAGCUACGAUUCUGUUUUGUCGUGAAGUAGAUUAGAUACGCCUCCUAGUUUACCGUUUUAAUUUUAAAAUUUUUUUCCGAAGGUAAGACAAAGACUCUUCUGGAUAUCAUAUUGUCGAGAUACGUUCUGGCAUAGGAGGAUUUGCGUGCCUUGCUGUUGAGUCCUCAUCAACUCGAUCAUCUUAUCGGAAAAAGGUUUGUAUGAAAGGGUACCGAAAAUUAUUUUGUAACGUUGCUCCUGCUCCUUUUUCCCGCUUGUAUAGUAUUGUAUCGAAUGCGUUAGCGUUGUAGUUUUAUACUUCAUUAUAGCGAGGUCCUCGUUGAAGAUGGGUCCUCGUUGCUGAAGUUGAAAUUGAUUCUGACUGCAUGAUAUUUUCAUGGUGCUCGUCUGGCUACAACAUUUGAGUCCUUUUUUGCUUUCAAAUUCAGUAUCGAGUUGUCUGCAAAAAGUAAAUCGCCCAUUCUCGAAGAUUCCAAAAAGAAUUUCAUGCGUGAGAUACACUUUUGUAGGCCCUCACAUAAUCAUAAACUUGUUUGGAUAUCCCUUCCGAGUGGAAUUUUUCGAUUUUUUUAGACCGAGUUCUCUUUUUUCUCUUUGCUUUACUUGCCGAGAUAAAAAAUGCUACCUGGGGAAACUACCUCUCUCGUGUAUCUGAAUUAUCUGCACGAUGCAAGACAGUAGACUAAUGGUAGAACUCGACUACGUUGCCCAUGGCAUGGGCAACAAGCAUACGAGUAAAGCAUGAUGCUUUACUCGUAUGCUUGUGUCUGCAUGAAAUGGAAAAAAUAGGAUUUCUAACUUUGUCUCUACGGAUAUGAAACUUUCAGAAAUGCAGAUUGCUAGGUCACGUUGGUGAUCAUAUCUGUCAUUUUCUGAUAAUGUCGUACUGGAUUGCGGCAGAACUGCAUCUGGAAGUAGAUCAUCAAGGAUACCAUGCUCUAUACCACCAC